Molecule: messenger RNA, 1521 nt
Organism: Hibiscus syriacus
Lineage: Eukaryota; Viridiplantae; Streptophyta; Magnoliopsida; Malvales; Malvaceae
Product: tyrosine--tRNA ligase 1, cytoplasmic-like
Exons: 10
Coding region: 147-1289 (380 amino acids)
Biological process (GO): tRNA aminoacylation for protein translation
Molecular function (GO): tyrosine-tRNA ligase activity; ATP binding
Source: RefSeq, a predicted model, not a curated record
GCCGCCAAAGCCGCCGUAUCGAAGGCUGAGAUUUAACAUGCACUUAGCGAAAAAACAUUCAAAACACUAGGGUUUACCAAAAUCUGGAUUAGCCAAGUUUGUGUUGUAAACUCUUUGCCAACGCCGUCGCAAUACACUCUGAACCGAUGGCGGAUCAAUCGCCUGCCGAUCAGACCACAACUUCCUCAGACAUGCAAUCACUCUCUGUCAGCUCUCAUCCUCCGUCAUCUUCUUCUUCUUCAACUCCACAGUUGAGUUUAGAAGAAAGGUUUAAGAUUAUAAGAAGCGUAGGGGAAGAAUGUAUUCAAGAGGAUGAACUGUUAAACCUUCUCACUCACAAGCCUGAACCCAUUUGCUAUGAUGGCUUCGAGCCUUCCGGCAGAAUGCACAUUGCUCAGGGAAUUGUGAAGGCAAUAAAUGUCAACAAACUGACCUCUGCUGGGUGUAGAGUGAAAAUCUGGAUUGCAGAUUGGUUUGCACAGCUAAACAAUAAAAUGGGUGGUGACUUGAAGAAAAUCAAAGUGGUUGGACAGUAUUUGAUUGAAAUAUGGAAGGCAGUCGGCAUGAAUCUGAACUUGUGGUCUUCAGAUGAAAUUAACUCCAGGGCAUCAGAGUAUUGGCCACUGGUGAUGGAUAUAGCUCGCAGAAACAAGCUUCCCAGGAUAAUGAGGUGUUGUCAAAUUAUGGGACGUAGUGAGCAAGAUGAGCUGUCAGCUGCCCAAAUUCUUUACCCAUGCAUGCAGUGUGCUGACAUAUUUUUCCUCAAGGCUGACAUUUGCCAGCUAGGCAUGGAUCAAAGGAAGGUUAAUGUGCUUGCAAGGGAAUACUGUGAUGACAUAAAGAGGAAAAACAAACCGAUCAUUUUAUCUCAUCAUAUGCUUCCUGGUCUCCAGCAAGGACAAGAAAAAAUGUCCAAAAGUGAUCCGUCAUCAUCAAUCUUCAUGGAAGAUGAAGAGGCAGAAGUGAAUGUGAAAAUAAAGAAGGCAUACUGCCCCCCUAAAACCGUUGAGGGGAACCCAUGUUUGGAAUACAUCAAGUACAUCAUAUUCCCGUGGUUCAAUGAGUUCAAGGUGGAGCGCAAUGCAGACAAUGGUGGUGACAAGACUUAUAAAGAUUUUGAGGAGCUUGUUUCUGACUAUGAGAGUGGGCAGUUGCACCCUGGUGAUUUGAAGCCUGCUCUUUCUAAAGCUUUAAACAAGAUACUACAGCCGGUACGUGAUCACUUCAACAAUGAUGCCAAGGCCAAGGACCUGCUCAAACGGGUUAAGAGUUACCGUGUAACCAAGUGAUCAAACGAAGAUGAUUCUUAACUUCUGCUCCUCAGGAUUGAUUAGCAUUUAGUGUUUGCUACAUUCAAAUGAAAACUUGACCCUGCAUGUUAUAUACUUGUUAUACACAUUAUUCUCAGCCAUAAGUUUGUUUUGGGUUUCAAUUACCCUUCAUUGCAAGACUGAAUGUUGAACACUUAUCAUGGUUUUUAAGAGGCAUACUAUCAAUAAUAGUCAUGGUGAGCAGUUUUUU